AUGCUUUCCUUGAUACGUCAACCUACGGAUUUGUAUGACGACCAAAACAAUGUUAUUGAUAGAGACCACCUCAAGGCUAUUUUAGCAUAUAUGAUUUUUGCCGCAACUGACGCUUCUGUCAUUGUGGUUGACUGCGCUCUAUCUGAACUCUUGAGGCAUCCAAGAGUGAUUAAAAAUCUCCAAAAUGAGCUACAAAAUGUGGUUGGAAUGAACAGAAUGGUGGAUGAGGCUGAUUUAGCAGAGUUAAGUUACUCAUAUAUGGUCAUUAAGGAGACUCUUAGAUUACAUCCACCUGCUCCUUUACUUAUCCCUCGAGAAAGUAUGAAGGAUGUCACAGUUAAUGGAUAUUGCAUAAGAAAAAAGUCCAGGAUCAUGAUGAAUGCAUGGGCUAUCGGACGAGAUCCUAAGUUAUGGUCCGAUGAUGCUUAUAUGUUCUAUCCAGAAAGGUUCGUUGAUAACAAUAUAGAUAUUCAUGGGCAUAAUUAUCAAUUUUUACCAUUUGGUUCAGGUCGUAGAAGAUGUCCUGGACUUCAAAUGGGUAUGACCACAGUUAAGUUAGUUGUAGCUCAAUUGGUGCAUUGCUUUAGUUGGGAGCUUCCUUGUGGCGUGUGUCCAAGUGACUUGGAUAUGAAUGAAAAGUUUGGCCUCACAGUCCGAAGAACGAAGCAUUUGCAGGUUGUUCCAACUUGUAGAUUACAUACGGACUAUUCAAACUGA
Molecule: messenger RNA, 717 nt
Organism: Neltuma alba
Lineage: Eukaryota; Viridiplantae; Streptophyta; Magnoliopsida; Fabales; Fabaceae
Product: cytochrome P450 CYP736A12-like
Exons: 1
Coding region: 1-717 (238 amino acids)
Molecular function (GO): heme binding; iron ion binding; oxidoreductase activity, acting on paired donors, with incorporation or reduction of molecular oxygen
Source: RefSeq, a predicted model, not a curated record